UGAACCAUUCCUGUGGAAGACCUGCCAUUCCAGUUUUCUUGAUGUUCCCGUUUUAUACGCAAGUACGCAACCCACAGGAAACUUCCCGAAUUCAAAGAGAUCCCACCUCAAAUAAAUAAAUUAUUAUCUCCCCAUUAAUAGCACAUUUUUUUCUUUUUCAAUCCUGUUAAUACAUUCUAAUUUCUACAGAACAACAUAUUGUUGGCAUUUGAUCGAAUCCCAACUGUUUGGUUUAUAUUUGGUCGGGAUUUCUUCAGUUUAAUUUCAUAUUUCUUUAGAGGAAAAAUGGAGGGUGGUGCAGCUGCUGUUUCUACAGAGAAGGCAUCAGAAUCAGCUGCGUCAGCCUCAUACACAUAUUGGGUCAGGGAAUUGACCCAUGAUGCAGCUCCACGACCCGUCCCCAAGAAGCUCAAUGUGGAGGAUUUGUCCAAUCAUUCUAACCCGACCCACCUCGGCUCCGUAUGGAAUCGGGCUGGAACAUGGGAAGAGAAGAGUUUGAAUAAGUGGGCAAGCGAUAGAAUUAAGGAAUUGCUUGUGUCUGUUGGGACUCUAGAGUUCUCUGGAGGCAAAGCAGAAAUAGAAGAAGUAACAAGAUGCUCUGGGGAUGCAUUCAUAGUGACAGUACGAAACAAAAAACGUGUUGGUUACAAUUAUGAAUUGACAUUGAGAGUAAAGGGAGAAUGGACUGUUGGAUCAGAGAAGAGGAAAGUCAAAGGCCAUAUAGAUAUUCCCGAGUUCUCACUUGGUGAACUGGAUGACUUGCAGAUUCACACAAAACUCAGUGAAGAAAAGGAUCUUUCACAACAAGAUAAGCAAAGGAUCAUCAAGGAUUUGAAAUUAUUUUUGAAGCCUCUGCAGGAGAAAUUGCAUCAUUUUGAGCAGGAACUGAAAGACCUAUAGUAGUAAACACCUGUGGUUGUCGAUUGAGGUUUUGGAUUCCAUAAGAAAUAAUUUGGAUUUAUAUCUUCGCAUUUGGACUAAUGAUUUUAAUUAGAGUAUAUGUGGUUGAACACAAAACUGAUAUCAAGGUUGUUCAAGUGUUUGUAAUGGAAAAUGGAGCUUGAUUAUUUGCAAUCUACAAACUCAGGUGAACUGUUGUGUUUCUUGGUUAA
Olea europaea var. sylvestris is the source of this 1112-nucleotide messenger RNA. RefSeq lists its product as uncharacterized. Gene Ontology annotation, molecular function: ATPase activator activity; protein-folding chaperone binding. The coding region runs from base 286 to 900 and encodes 204 amino acids. The record is from RefSeq and is a predicted model, not a curated record. Lineage: Eukaryota; Viridiplantae; Streptophyta; Magnoliopsida; Lamiales; Oleaceae. The transcript is spliced from 6 exons. Gene Ontology annotation, cellular component: cytosol. Gene Ontology annotation, biological process: protein folding; positive regulation of ATP-dependent activity.